This is a messenger RNA of Conger conger (European conger), 3367 nucleotides long. RefSeq names its product fibroblast growth factor 13a (gene fgf13a). NCBI's taxonomy places the organism in Eukaryota, Metazoa, Chordata, Actinopteri, Anguilliformes, Congridae. Gene Ontology annotation, molecular function: fibroblast growth factor receptor binding; growth factor activity. Bases 969 to 1709 code for a protein of 246 amino acids. The transcript is spliced from 5 exons. Gene Ontology annotation, cellular component: cytoplasm. Gene Ontology annotation, biological process: fibroblast growth factor receptor signaling pathway; positive regulation of gene expression; regulation of cell migration. The record is from RefSeq and is a predicted model, not a curated record.
AAACGUUUUCUUUUUGUUCAGUGUAUUGUCCUAUUAUUAAAUUCGUCGUUCUCAAUUUGGAAGUUGUAUAAGCAGAAUUUUGCAAGGAAACUAUCUCUUGCUUCAUUAAAACCACCGUGAUUUCGCAGAUUUCUGCAGCGAGAGAGGGGAGAAUUCAUACAGAACCUUGGCAAGACCGUCCGUCCGGACACCACAUUUGAAAUUAACUAUUGCCUCUCUUGACAUAAAACCAAGGAACAUAGACAGAAAAUGCUCAAUGUAUCGACCAUUUCUAUUAUCAAUCUUACGGUAUUAUUUACUUUCUAUUUUUACCCCUCACCAAAACAUAUAUGCUACUUGUGUUCAUAUAUGUGUGUGGCGCUUUGAUUCAGUUGAGACACAUUAAGAUGUACAGUAAACAUUCUAUCUUCGUCGACUAACAGGUGUUUUCCUGGCUGCGCAUUAGAGGCAUUUCAUAGGCACCUGCGCCUUUCCCCCCCACGUGUGCUGUCAGAGGUUUAGUGGAGAGAUGCACACCAUUGUCGGCUUUUGUGGGGACAUGACUGUUGUUUUUAGUUGAGAGCCUCAGACGAUGACAUAGUUGCGAAUCUUGUGCUUUUGGUUAGGCAGUAUCACGGUUUGUUUCUACUGUAUGGAUGGAGCUAGUGCUUCUUGUUUUGUUGAAGACUACUUUUCUGAGGGAAAAAAAUGCACCGAUACCGAGAGACGCCCAGCACAGCAGCAAGUUUUACAACCAUCAACCAGCACAUAUAAAGUGGCUAUAUUCAGUGUUAAGGCAUAUUGGAAAUACCAGUGAAACGUGAAUUUCAAUGCGGAAUCACAUUUGCUAAGUGAACGAAAAAUGACUUCCUUACGCCUUUAGGCAGUGUGGAUUUUGUAGUUUUCGCGAGCGAGUUAAAUAUCCUUCGACCGCUGAAGGAUUUAUUUUUUCUCUGGAAGUUUUUUGAACUAAAACCGUCAAACUGGCUAUGGCUGCAGCGAUCGCCAGCUCCCUCAUCCGGCAGAAGAGGCAGGCUAGGGAGCGUGAGAAGUCGAAUGCCUGCCGCUGCGUUAGCAGCCCCAACAAAGCCAAAGGAACAUGCGAGAAACCCGGCAGGCUGAGUGUUUUUUCUCGGGUGAAACUCUUCGGCUCCAAGAAACGGAGGAGGAGACGACCAGAGCCCCAGCUGAAGGGGAUAGUCACAAAGCUCUACAGUCGACAGGGCUUCCACCUGCAGCUGCAGGCUGAUGGGACCAUUGACGGGACUAAGGAAGAGGACAAUGGCUUUACCAUGUUCAACCUCAUCCCUGUGGGGCUUCGGGUCGUGGCCAUCCAGGGGGUGCAGACCAAGCUCUACCUGGCCAUGAACAGCGAGGGCUACCUGUACACGUCGGAACACUUCACGCCCGAGUGUAAGUUCAAGGAGUCGGUGUUUGAGAACUACUACGUGACGUACUCCUCCAUGAUCUACCGGCAGCAGCAGUCGGGCAGGGGCUGGUACCUCGGUCUGAACAAAGAGGGCGAGAUCAUGAAGGGGAACCACGUGAAGAAGAACAAGCCGGCCGCACACUUCCUCCCCAAGCCCCUGAAAGUGGCCAUGUACAGAGAGCCCUCUCUCCACGACCUGACGGAGUUCUCCCGCUCGGGCAGCGGCACGCCCACCAAGAGCCGCAGCGCGUCGGCCGUGCUGAACGGCGGGAAGGCGGUGAGCCAACACGAGUCCACGUAGCCCGGGGGCGACCGGGGCCCCCCUCCCCGGGGCCCGGUCCCACACUCACCUCCGGACUCCUCUCGCCUACGCCUCUCCCCCUCUACGCUUCAGGACAAAAAACCCGGAAAAAACACACCAGCACAACCGCACACACAAUCAGGCCCGCCCGUUACCAGUGACGACUACAACCACAACAACAACAACCACAACAACAACGACGACGACAACACAAGUAAAAAAAACGCAGAGGCAACCAGUCGGCAUCCCACUGGUUUCGCAUCACGAAAUCCGGCCAGAUGCCUCUCGUGGAGUUUCACUGUCCUGCGGAGCCGCUCGAUUAACGUCCCGCUAAGGCAGAAUUAGGCUGGCGUGAGUCAGGGCCCGGGGCCAGAGAGUCUGCGCUCAUUGCGGUCGCGGGGCGGCGGUCCCGCUCCCUGAGAGCCCAGCAGUUUUAAGCAGCGUCGCAGAGCUGCGGUGAGGAGGUAGGGCGCACCGACUCUCCUGCAUUACCCCGUGUUUAGUGCACGCUUGCAGCCUUCUCCAGCUUCCAACAGAGCCACCGUCCGGCCCAUCUGCGGGGAGGGUGUGGGGGAGCACGGAGGGGCAGUGGCUCUGCCCGCUAAUCUUCCGAAGUUUUGGAAUUAGCUGGGAGAUUUUCCCUCGCCCUUGUCUCUCCCCCUGUGCUCAGUGUUUGUGAUCUUUUGCCAUUGCUGUGAGAAACGGGGUCCCAGCACACCAAAGGCAGAACUGUGAGCGUCCCUUUAAGCAGUUCCUGUAGACGUCUGCGGAGAGCGAUGGGACUCUUAGUGUACAUUUAGACAUGAGAGCAGUAAGGAAGGAAUGCCAUGCACGGUACGUGAGCAUUAAUGUUUCAGUAUUGUAGGAACUGGUUGUUUUUGGUUUGUUUUUUGGUUGUUUUUUUUUUUGCUGGUAUGGUAUGCAAUGAGACUGGAGUAUGAGAUGACUGUUAAAUGUCCAGCCCUUUCUGUUCCCAGCUCUGUAUGUGUCCGUCCCCCUCUGUCUGUAACAAGUCCAGUAGUCAUGUCAAGACCCCCCCCCCCCCCCCCCCUUUAUUUUCAUGUAAAAUGGAUUUGAUGUCUCUGGUCACCGUGGAAACACAGUGAACCAAUGCCCACCAAGGACCCUGUUUAGUGAAUGAAUUAUCUCAUUGUGGUGAUUUUAUAUGACUAAAAAAAAAAGUUAAAUACUGUGGACUUUUAGGUGGCUUAACAUUUUAUAGGAUGUCAUAUUUGUAAAAGUGAACAAAUGUAAAAAAAAAAAAAAUUACAAAAAAAAUUAAAAUUAAAAGACAAAACUUUACCCUUUCUUGUACAGGGCAUGUACAGCUGACGGUGUACAACAAAGACCCUUUUUUGUGGGCAAAGUACUCUUUCCCCCUCCAGCAACAUAUCUCCCUCACACCGUACAUGCUACAGGGACGUUAUUUUUCGUUGUUUCAGGUGAACAUAUCUGUUGCAUGGGAGAGUGCUGGGACUAUUGGAGGCUGCAUGAUAUAGGCUGUGUGUAUUAACCCAUGUUGGAUCAAGUGUCCCAAACCAGGAUAAUAAAUCAUGCACAAGCAGGCAUUCUUCCUGGUACCUUCCAGUUGUUUAUUAAUUGUUGUAUACACAAAAUGCACUGAAUAAAAUGUUUAUAUUAAGAUAUACUUUUAAAAA